Messenger RNA from Gasterosteus aculeatus aculeatus (three-spined stickleback), 4924 nucleotides. NCBI's taxonomy places the organism in Eukaryota, Metazoa, Chordata, Actinopteri, Perciformes, Gasterosteidae. The record is from RefSeq and is a predicted model, not a curated record.
CCCUUCCCCCACCCCUCUCUCUCUCUCUCUCCUUCUCUCUCUCCCCUCUCUCUGUCCGUCCGUCUGUGUGUGAGAGAGAGAGAGAGAGAGAGGCUUCCUCUAACUAGCGCAGAAUCAUCAUCAUCAUGGCGGAUCAAGGCGAAGCUCCGGCUCCCGUCCUCCCCCCGCAACCGGCGCUGACAACCGGCUGGCCCAUCACCAGGGAGUCCUACGAGCUGCAGGAAGUCAUAGGCAGCGGGGCCACAGCUGUGGUGCAGGCCGCCCUCUGUACCCCCAGACAGGAGCGCGUCGCCAUAAAGAGAAUAAACCUGGAAAAAUGCCAGACUAGCAUGGAUGAGCUGUUGAAAGAAAUCCAGGCAAUGAGCCAGUGCUACCAUCCCAAUGUUGUCACCUACUACACCUCCUUUGUAGUGAAGGAUGAACUUUGGUUAGUCAUGAAGCUUCUGAGUGGAGGCUCCAUGCUGGAUAUAAUUAAGCACACAAACAAAGAAGAGGACAGAAAUCGACAUCUCGAUGAACCUAUUAUUGCUAGUAUAUUAAAAGAAGUCCUUGAGGGCCUGGACUACCUGCACAGGAAUGGACAGAUCCACCGGGAUGUGAAGGCUGGGAACAUUCUACUGGGAGAAGACGGAUCCGUUCAGAUUGCAGAUUUUGGAGUAAGCGCAUUCCUUGCCACAGGGGGAGAUAUGACUAGAAACAAAGUGCGAAAGACGUUUGUCGGCACGCCAUGUUGGAUGGCGCCGGAGGUGAUGGAACAGGUUCGAGGCUAUGAUUUCAAAGCAGAUAUAUGGAGCUUUGGAAUUACCGCCAUAGAGUUAGCAACAGGCUCGGCACCCUAUCACCGCUACCCUCCCAUGAAGGUUUUAAUGCUCACCCUACAGAAUGAUCCCCCCACUCUAGAGACCGGCGUAGAGGACAAGGAAAUGCUAAAAAGAUACGGCAAAUCGUUUAGAAAGCUAAUAACUAUGUGCCUUCAGAAGGAUCCUGCCAAAAGGCCGACAGCCGCAGAGCUUUUGAAGUGUAAAUUCUUCCAAAAGGCGAAGAACAAAGAAUAUUUGGUUGAAAAGCUUUUGUGUUGCGCACCAAAGAUUUCCCAGCGAGCGAAGAAGGUGAGGAGAGUCCCGGGCUCCAGUGGUCACCUGCACAAGACAGAGGAUGGAGACUGGGAGUGGAGCGACGACGAGCUGGACGAGAGCAGCGAGGAAGGCAAGGCGGCGGUGAACCAGGGCCGGUCACGAAGAGUCAGAGAUGAGGCCAAAGAUAAUGAGGAGAACGCCAACAAUCUCCCUAUUGAAGGGUUGUCUAUUCAGCAUCCCCAGGUCGAACCCUUUGGAAAUACGCCCUACAUUGACGGCGCUCUGAACAUGGUGCUACGACUAAGGAACUCUAAAAAGGAGCUUAAUGACAUCCGGUUUGAAUUCACCCCUGGGCGAGACACAGCUGAGGGGGUUUCCCAGGAACUGUUCUCGGCCGGCCUGGUCAACGGACACGAUGUUGUUGUUGUUGCUGCUAACCUUCAGAAGAUUGUAGAUGACCCGAAUACCUACAAAGUGUUGACCUUUAAGCUGGUGAGUUUCCAAAUGAUUGAUGGCCGAUGCAGCCCCGCUGGGUUUGUCCCGGCUGACGUAAACAGCUUUUUGAUGAAGGGUUCACCGAGGAACGUGAGAGUUGAAGUUAUUAGAAAGGCUUCAGAACCAGCAUCUGUUGCUGAACCCGUUUCACUUGAUGACACAAAGAACUUAAUGUAAGAAUGUUUAACUCAACCAAGGAAAGUGUGGCAUGAUUGUGACACGCAAGUGCAAGUGUUUGGGUGUAUUUUGGAUAAAACAACAUAAUAAUUAGCUCUAGUCACACUCUGACAAUGACUUUCCCUGCUUGCAUCGCUUAUCUGCCAUUAUAAGAAGUUACCUUUCUAUUAGAUAAUCAGUGACAUUUACGAAAAAAGGCAAUUCUUUUGGAUUUGAGCAAUUCUGUUUUGUUCACCUUAAUGUAAUUGUAGGUAAAAACCAUCUGUGCUUGGUUCACUAUGCGCUACACUGCCCUGUUUGCGUCCUCAGCAGUGUGUGCUGUGCGAGUGUGCUGUAGGUAUAAAGGCAUGCUGCCAUUUCCAUAUGUUAACCCAGCUCCACUGCAGACAUAUUAAAAUCCUCACCGCGGCUCAGCUGUGCCUUUCUUCACUAUUAUUAGUGCGGUGUCGCAAAACUGGUGCAUAGGAAUAAUUAGGUUCGCCACGGAAACCGCGAUGACACUCUGUGAAGGAAGUUGAUGCCGUCGGUGAGCAACUUAAUCACCUGAGGGAGCGAGAGGUCACUGCAGGCUUCCUGUUUUCACAGUCCCUCCGUGUUGAUCAGACAUCUGCAGAGCUCUCAGUCCCCCAGAGAGAUGAACCGUCUCUCCCCCAAUCCGGUGUGAAUGGCCAGAGGCCGGCCGGUGUUUAGGGCUCCUCUUUGCACUGGCUCCUCUACAGGGGAAAGAGCUGAGUGAAACCCGAAAAAAAAGAUCUAAAUGCUCUCAUGUUGCCUCUGCGAGUGUCCAAAAUUGGAGUGAGAUGCGGGUGCUGGAUAGCUGAACUGUCGGCAAUGAAUCGUGCUUUUCCACUGGGGGCUGGUUUAAGUUUAAGGAAGAUGCACGACAUGGCCAAAACAAUGUUACAUUAAAUAUAUACUAGAUGUAUACUCGACUUGAAUCCCAAAUUCCUCAUUGCAACAAUGGAGACUAGUUUAAAUCAUGAAAUGCAGCCGCUGACCAAAACAUACUGUCUAUGUGAUGCAUUUAGUUUGAUGAUAUAUGAUAAGUGAUAUAAAUGUACAAAGAUCCAAGCAUUUAAGCUUCUAAAUGUUUAAUCCAACUGCACAAUAUUGAUAGUGCUGCAGACAAAGCACAAACACAAACCUGAUCAGAUUUGCUAUUGGCCAUUGGCCAUGUUACUAUACUCUAAUAUACAUUAAAAUACACUUUUCCAUUUUAUUAAAAUAUAGAGAACAAAACCAUUGAAUUUGCACAGCCUAAAAAUAACUGUUUAAAGAUAAUGCUGGGAUUUCUAUUAUUGUCAAUAAAUCAACAAAACUAGCCACACAUUUAAUACAUUUCUCAACAGUUGCUUUAAUAAAUAACUGUUUUGCUGUUAUCAAUUAUCAAUAUACAGCAGCUAAUACAAUAAUUGUUUCCGAACAAAGAAAUAAGUUGUGCUUUGGCUGGGGAUUCAUUUGAAAAGCGGAUUAAACCCAUUCAAGAGGAAUAAGAUCUAUCAGGCUUUGCUUAUACAGACGCACUAGAUAGUGGACCUGUGUGGAUUUUUGGAAAAGAAGAAUUGAGUUUAGAAACUCGACAUUUAGAGAAAUAAUAAUCCUGCAGUUGUUUCAAUCUCUUUAUUAAUUCAUGGUGUAAAACACCAGCGGUUCUAGAGAAUUCUGUUGCUGAUGAGUAUCCACAUUGACCUUCGACCUGUCGUCUUCCCCAUGCAGGUUUCAGGCUGCGACGACACAGAGAUCCCGGACGAGGUGAAGCUGAUCGGCUUCGCGCAGCUCAGCGUCUGCUGAUGCCCUCUUCACGCCCGCAGCAGGUGGCACAGCGGGGAGACGGAUCGGGGGCAGACGGGACGAAGGACACACCAUCACUUCCUGCCACAUCUUCCCCACCACCCAGCCUGAAGACUCAACCCCCCUUCUCCCUUUCCCCGACCCCCAAAAAGCCACCGGCCCACCGCCCCUCCCACACCUCAUAAGCGCCAACCUCCCUGCUUACUGUUCACCCCCCCGACCUUUAACCUUAAACACAUUCCACGGCCUGGCGGACGGAGCGGGAUCACGAGACAGCCCCGGAACUUAAAGAUGUACUCAGGUGGUGACAAAAGGUGAUUAAGAUGUAGCUUUGAAUGUUUGUUUUUUUCUUCCUCUCUUUUACUUGUUUCACAUCACAUUACCUUUGUGUUCAGCACAACUCUUAUUAUUUAUUCAAAUGAGGAGGAAUUUUUACGAUGAUUCUCAUGCGGUUUUGUUGCCACAGAGAAAACAAAUUGACUGGCAUCCCACAAACACACUCAUUUGUGAUAUUUCCCAGAGGUCUUUGACAGAAUGUACAACUCAGUUAAUUUAUGGUGAAAAGCACAUUUUCAUAAUAACACAAUGAAUGUCUAAAAAGAGAAAGAGUUGUAUUGUGUGUUGUCAAGACCCGUUUCUCGCUGACAAGAAGGGAACCAUGUGCUUGAGAGUGCAGGAAAGAAAACAAAGAGACCUGAAUGCGACUGUGUUUAAUUUGCUGCUCUUGACAGCUUUUGCUUCAAAAUGUUAGAGGUGCCUUGUUCAUUUUCCUGUGCCUAAGAAAGUAGACAAUGAGUGAGCAGACACACAAAGAGCAGAACCUGCUGAUUACCAUUUCAGUUCAAGUAUUUUAACUUAAUGAGACAAGCACUUUUGGGCUGAGUGUGUGCCCCCCCCCCACCCAACAAGCAUAUUAGCCCCUGAAGACCAGUUAACUUGUGUGCUUUUGUCAUCAGACUAAUGAAACAUAACAGAACCUGCAGUCGUGUAAUCAGCUCUGGUUGACGUGUAUUUAGAUCACAGGUUAAUUGACAAAACCACGAAUAAUUUCCUGCUGCACUACUAAACCCUUUCUUCCCAAAAAUGUUACUGGUUACUAAAAUGUACUGUAUGACAAUGCAUCUGGGGAUGAGACCAAGAGGCAACUAUUGAAAGGGUGACAAGCCAUCUGUUUGUCCCAAUACGUCCAGUUCUAAAUUAUUUUAAGUAUUGAAAGGGUAAAUAUUAACUUCUACUUAAUUCUUUAUUAUAAAGUAAUUUAUUGUGUUUUCUAUGUACAGUAUGUGUCCCGUUUCAGCAUAUAACCCUUAUUCCUUCUCUGUAAUCAGCUGAUGUCAAAUUUCUGACAAGAGCCACAAUAAAGAAUUGCUAUUAUUUAAAAAAAA